This is a messenger RNA of Pseudogymnoascus verrucosus, 1832 nucleotides long. RefSeq lists its product as uncharacterized. Gene Ontology annotation, cellular component: nucleolus. Lineage: Eukaryota; Fungi; Ascomycota; Leotiomycetes; Thelebolales; Thelebolaceae. Bases 112 to 1701 code for a protein of 529 amino acids. The record is from RefSeq and is a predicted model, not a curated record. The transcript is spliced from 2 exons. Gene Ontology annotation, molecular function: GTP binding.
CUUAGUGGUGAAAUCUUGGCACCACACACCGAAAUUUCGCGAUUAGAUAGAGAAGUGGAAUUUUGUUUCUGUUGCAGCGAACCUAACCACAUAAAUUCUGCCAACGAAACAAUGGCAGGAAAUAAACCAGGAAAGCCCAAGAGCAAGCGCGUCUCUGUACGCCUUCGUCAUAAGAUCGAGAAGGCCUCGUCCGCGAAGCAAAGAAAGGAACGCAAGAACGGAAAGAAGAAUCCAGAAUGGAAGUCGCGCAUGAAGAAGGAUCCUGGGAUCCCCAACCUCUUCCCGUACAAAGAUAAGAUCCUGGCAGAGAUUGAGGAGGCGAGGAUAAGGAAGCAAGAGGAGGCUGUUAAGAGGCGUGCGGAGCUUAAGGCUCUGAAGAAGUCUGGAGAGGAUGUCGAUAAGGACAUUGAGGCCCAGAUGGAGGGUGUCGAGGCAGAGGAUGAGGAUGAGGAUGAAUUCAACAUGGAUGACAUGGAUGGAGAUGAUGAUACCAACCCUAUGGCUGCCUUGCUCGCAAGCGCAAGAGCCAGGGCUCAGGAAUACGAGGAGGAGUCUGGCAGCGACGAGGACGAAGACGAGGACAGCGAUAUGGACGGAAUGGACGUCGACGGAGUUUCACAAGCCUUGCCUAACAAGAAGGACGGCUCAAGAAAGGCAUUCGACAAAGUCUUCAAGCAAGUCGUCGACCAAGCCGACGUAAUCCUCUACGUCCUCGACGCCCGCGACCCCGAAGGCACCCGCUCCAAAGAAGUCGAGCGCAUGGUCAUGGCUGCCGCAAGCGGAGGCAAGCGUCUAAUCCUCGUCCUCAACAAGAUCGAUCUCAUCCCCGCCGCCGUCCUCAAAGCCUGGCUCAUCCACCUCCGCCGCUACUUCCCGACCCUUCCCCUCCGCGCCUCCGGCCCAGCCCCCAACGCGCACCAAUUCAACCACAAAUCCCUCACCGUGCAGAGCACUGCGACCACGCUCUUCAAAGCGCUGAAGUCCUUCGCGGCCCGCAAGCAGCUCAAGCGCGCCAUCUCCGUCGGCGUCAUCGGCUACCCCAACGUCGGCAAGUCCUCCGUCAUCAACGCCCUGACCUCGCGUCUCGGCGGCGGCCAAUCCUGCCCCACCGGCGCUGAGGCAGGUGUCACCACCUCCCUCCGCGAAGUAAAGAUCGACAGCAAGCUCAAGCUUCUCGACUCUCCCGGUAUCGUGUUCCCCAGUACCCACGACGGCACCAAGGCGUCCAAGGUAGAGGAGAACGCGCGCCUGGUGCUCCUCAACGCGGUGCCGCCGAAGCAGAUCGAGGAUCCCGUCCCGGCUGUUACGCUGCUCCUUAAGCGCCUCUCGAGGACCCCGGAGAUGACCACGAAGCUUAUGGAGGUGUACGGACUGCCACCUCUGGUGACGGCGUCGAAUGGUGACCCAACGAACGAUUUCUUGAUCCAGGUUGCGAGAAAGCGUGGACGUCUUGGGAAGGGCGGCGUGCCCAACCUUCCUAGUGCUGCUACGACUGUCAUCACGGACUGGAGAGAUGGACGUAUUCAGGGAUGGAUGGACGCACCGCUGUUGGCUGUCGCGCCGACGCUUGCUCCCGGUGAGGUCCAGGUGGGCGCUGUUGUUGGUGACCAGAAGGAGAUUGUUGCGGAGUGGGCGGAGGAGUUCAAGUUGGAGGGACUUUGGGGCAGUGGUGGUGCGAAUGAUGAUGCGAUGGAAGAGUAGGGGUAGAUGGGACAGUAUUCUUGGCAUAAUAUUUGGCGUCUGGAAUAACAUGUGGGACUGGAAAAAGGACACAGCUUGUAGGCGUCAAUGUUAUAGUUGUUAGCUGUGAGAUCAAAAUAUGACUACAUCAC